Drosophila ficusphila is the source of this 990-nucleotide messenger RNA. RefSeq lists its product as uncharacterized. Bases 34 to 903 code for a protein of 289 amino acids. The transcript is spliced from 2 exons. NCBI's taxonomy places the organism in Eukaryota, Metazoa, Arthropoda, Insecta, Diptera, Drosophilidae. The record is from RefSeq and is a predicted model, not a curated record.
AAGGAUCAGUUGUUUUUUCAAGUCCGAGCGAAGAUGAUGUUCCUCAAAGAGUGCAGAUCCCAUUUGCUUUUGCUCCUGCUUCUGAUGAUCAAAGGAUCGCGGUGUGUGCCAGCCUUGGAUGCUUCUCCUCAGGUAGCCACUCCCAAUACUAUCGAAGAAUCGGACAAUCUGGUGGAGGGAAGUGGAGAGCCUGCCAGUUCUUCCACAAGUUCUACACCUUCCGCCAACAAUGAAACAAGCUCACUUGGUACAGAGACAAAUGAGCCAGCAGUGCCCGAUAAUAUAGCCAGUGGAAGCAGCAUAAGUCCCACGUCCAUUUACGCCGGAGGAGUCAUCACGCCGGAGGCCUUCCAGCAGUAUCUGAGCCAGUACGGCUAUGCUCCGUUUCCUGGUCCGUAUCCGGCCCCUGUUGGUGGAGCAGCACCUGGCAUCUAUCCCUAUCCCGGACCCAUUGUGGUGCAGACGGGCUACGAGGGAUUCCUGAUGCCCACCAAUGAUGCCGGGCCGACGGAGUCGGAUAGCACCACUGUCGCUGCUCCGGCUUCACAGUCAGGAUCCUCGAAUCCCCUGCUGGCCUUCGCCUCCAACCUGCUGCCCACCAUCCUGAUGUCCACGCUCUUCCGCAUCGCCGCCGUGCUCUUGUCCGCCGUGGGAAUCAUCCUCUUUGGCGGAGCAAUCACCAGUGCCCUCUGCAAGGUCACCCCGAUCUGUGAGAUUCCCGCCCGUGCUGUGAAUAUCCUGCGCACCGGAGGAGCCCAGGAUGUGGGUCGCAUGCUGGCCGAGGAGAUGACCCCGGAGCGAGUGCGUCGGGCAACGGUAUUCGUGCGCAACGCCAUCCAGAAGUACCGCCAACUCCAGAAACUCGUGGAGGCCUCGGAGGCGCUGACCGAAUCUGAAAACUAGGAAUGUGUUUAGUUUUAUUAGGUUUAGUGCUGGCUCGUUAAUUAGAUGGAAUGCGAAAUAUACUUUUAAUGACGCUUUUAAAAACGA